AUGCGUUUUCCUGCUGUUCUCGGUCUCCUUUCUGUGGCAGUCGCCCUACCUUCUGCUGUAAACAACGACGCCCCAGUCGAUAGUCUUAGCAUCGCUGAGCGGGAAGUAGGAGAGGUUAUCAACCGCGCCCCCGAGCAAUCCGCCCAGGACAUCAACAUUCUCUUCGAGAGGGCUUUCUUCGAUCAAACUGUUGACUGGCCUUCCAGCAGUGUCACGCUUGGCACCAUCAGCUUCCAGACCCAGGUCAACAACCUCGGCAGCGACCGCUUCAAGAUCUCUUGGUGGAACUCCGAUCCCGCCAACGCAGGGCGCAAGAUCAAGCUCACCUUCAACGCCGGCGAUGGCACGCGCCUCUACGACGUUGUCUCCUCACCCCAGACAAGGGGCAACACCGAAGUCACCAAGCGCGGCACCCAGUUCCGUGCUAUAUUUGACGAAGAGUAA
This is a messenger RNA of Clonostachys solani, 444 nucleotides long. Lineage: Eukaryota; Fungi; Ascomycota; Sordariomycetes; Hypocreales; Bionectriaceae. The record is from the annotation of a GenBank genome assembly.